This is a messenger RNA of Fragaria vesca subsp. vesca, 1067 nucleotides long. RefSeq names its product short-chain dehydrogenase reductase 3b-like. The record is from RefSeq and is a predicted model, not a curated record. NCBI's taxonomy places the organism in Eukaryota, Viridiplantae, Streptophyta, Magnoliopsida, Rosales, Rosaceae. The transcript has 2 exons. Bases 1 to 1035 code for a protein of 344 amino acids.
AUGGAGCAAUGGAAGGCGAGAAAAGUAGGUAAAGAGAUCGGAUCUGAAUUGGCGUGGCAAAUUGGAGCGAUUGAUUCAAGUUUUGUGCCAGUUUUUUCGAUGACAGGUCUUCUGGCAUUCAUGCCUGCUAAGGUUUUGAUGACGGGAAAAGACGAUAUGGUGGUUGCCGGAACUAGGACUAUGGCCGGAGAGCGGUCACUCAAGGGUAGGAUCAGUAGCAAUAUAUUUGUAUGCAACACAAUCUCAAAUGCUUCAACUAGGUUGGAGGGUAAGGUGGCUCUCAUCACUGGUGCAGCUGGUGGCAUUGGUGAGGAAGCAGCAAGACUUUUUGCAGCGAAUGGAGCUUUUGUUGUCGUAGCUGAUAUUCAAGAUGAAUUGGGUCUUCAAGUUGUAGCCUCAAUAGCUUCAGAAAGAGUCUCUUACUUCCACUGUGAUGUGAGAGACGAAAACCAAGUUGAACAAACAGUAAGUUACACAUUGGAAAAAUACGGCAGCCUAGACGUUUUGUUCAGCAAUGCAGGCAUUAUGGGUCCAAUGACCGGCAUUUUAGACCUCGACAUCCAAGGUUUCGACAAUGCAAUGAUCACAAAUGUCCGCGGAGUAGCAACAACAAUCAAGCACGCAGCUCGUGCCAUGGUUGCUAGAAAACUCCGUGGAUCCAUUAUAUGCACUUCAAGCGUUGCAGCAUCACUUGGAGGUACAGCUCCACAUGCUUAUACGACAUCGAAAACCGCCUUAAUCGGGUUGGUGAGAUCGGCUUGUAGUGAGCUUGGUUCAUAUGGGAUUCGAGUGAACUGCAUUUCCCCAUUUGGUGUUGCAACCCCUCUUUCGUGUAACGCUUAUAACUUGGCGCCGAAUGAGGUCGAAGCCAAUAGCUCUGCCAUUGCCAACUUAAAGGGGACUGUGUUGAAGGCUAGGCAUGUCGCAGAGGCAGCUCUGUUUCUUGCAUCCGAUGAAUCGGGUUACGUUAGCGGGCACAACUUGGUAAUUGAUGGAGGCUUCUCGGUGGUUGAUCACAGUUUUUCACCCAAUUAACUUAAUCUGUGGUUAGUUGUCUGCUCAAGGAA